Molecule: messenger RNA, 1440 nt
Organism: Aspergillus brunneoviolaceus CBS 621.78
Lineage: Eukaryota; Fungi; Ascomycota; Eurotiomycetes; Eurotiales; Aspergillaceae
Product: VHS and GAT domain-containing protein
Exons: 5
Coding region: 187-1431 (414 amino acids)
Molecular function (GO): ubiquitin binding; phosphatidylinositol binding
Source: RefSeq, a predicted model, not a curated record
CUGCGGCGCCUACUAGUCAACUACUAAGCUACGAAGCUACUACCUAAACUACAAGUCGACUAUUUUUUUGUCCCCCCCCUUAUUUUUUCUUUGUUCGCUUCUUUUAAUUGUUCUUGCCCAUUAUCCUCUUCUUCUUACCUUGACCAUACCAUCCAUAUCCGCUUCCUUUGAGCUUGUACGGUGAUCAUGAAGCGCAUCUUCAACUCUAUCAGCAAGCGGUCUAGUCCGACGCGCCCCAGUCUUGCAACAACUACAGCUUAUCCAGAUGACUCGCCUGAGGGGAUCAUUCUGCGAGAAGUGACCGCAUUUUGCGAAGAAGGUGCGAACAGUGUUGGAAAUGAGUACGUCCAUCUGCCGGGCAUCGUCGAAAACGCCGAGUCGAGCCCCAACGCAGCUCGCGAAGCCGGAUUGCUGAUCCGCAAGAUCCUGUCGGAACCUUCGAAGCAACCCACUCAUGUGCAGUACAAUGCCAUCAUGCUGAUUCGCAUCCUCGCCGAUAAUCCGGGCCAUACAUUCUCGCGCAACAUCGACGCCAAGUUCGUUGCUACGAUCAAGGACCUCUACAAACAGGGCAGGGAUCACCGCGUUCACGGCUUUCUGAGAGAGACCCUGGAUGCUUUGGAGUUGCAGCGGUCGUGGGAUGAAGAUCUCAAGCUUCUUUUGCAGAUGUGGAGCGCCGAGAAGGCUAAAAACAACAGCCGACCUAACGGGUUGCGUGCUAGCCGGAGUUCAUCGCAAGUGCGGGCGCCUCUACUGAGUCAGAACCACUUUGCUCCUCCAAGACAACAGAACACGCUCCCACAGCCUGAGGAGCUUGCUGAGCGCAUUUCCGAAGCAAAGACUUCGGCGAAAUUGCUCACGCAGUUUGUCCAAUCCACCCCUCUCGCAGAGUUGCUCGAGAAUGAUCUCAUCACUGAAUUCUCCGACCGAUGUCGCACGGCGUCUCGCGUGAUCCAGAACUAUAUCCAUGCGACGAACCCAGCGCCCGAUGAGGAUACGUUGUUGACACUGAUUCAAACCAACGACGAACUCACUGUGGCUCUGUCAAAUCAUCAGCAUGCCCUGCUUCGGGCGCGUAGAUCGCAGGGCCCAAGCGGUAGCCAGUCUCCGGCAACAUCAUCCAACAACGAGACUGUAGCGUCUGGUGCUGUGCAACCACACGCAGCACCUCCAGUACCACCCAGAGAGCCGCAACGUACCUUCUUGCCAUCUUCUGCCUCGGAACCAGUGAUGCCUGGCCCUUCGGGGCCGUCUAGCAACAACGGCGGUUGGAACGACCAACGGUCGGGAGGUAGCGAGGACCAAGACCCGUUCGCAGAUCGCCACACCACUACCACCGCCGGCCCUUCAACGUAUGGUGAGCCGAGGUUGGACGGGCCGAGCAGCGACUGGUGGAAGGAAGCACAACAGCGGCCAGGCCAGCAUUCUUAACGCCGCCCC